This is a messenger RNA of Lemur catta (Ring-tailed lemur), 1675 nucleotides long. It is a transcript of the gene KRT25, whose product is annotated as keratin 25. NCBI's taxonomy places the organism in Eukaryota, Metazoa, Chordata, Mammalia, Primates, Lemuridae. The transcript has 8 exons. Gene Ontology annotation, molecular function: structural molecule activity. The coding region runs from base 61 to 1413 and encodes 450 amino acids. Gene Ontology annotation, biological process: intermediate filament organization; hair follicle morphogenesis. The record is from RefSeq and is a predicted model, not a curated record.
AGAAGGCAUUCCAUUCUGGCUUUCAAGAAUACAGUUCUGCAACGCGCUCGCCCUGACACCAUGUCUCUCCGACUUUCCAGUGGAUCCAGGAGGUCCUGUCCCCGUCCCACCACAGGAUCACUCAGGCUCUCUGGUGGGGGAGCCAGCUUUGGGGCUGGAAAUGCUUGUAGCAUUUCUGGGAUUGGAAGUGGCUUCUCUUGUGCCUUCGGCAGUAGCACAUCGGGAGGAAAUGCAGGGGGAGGCAAUUCCUGUGCUGGCUUUACUGUGAAUGAGGGGGGCCUCCUCUCUGGCAACGAGAAGGUGACCAUGCAGAACCUCAACGACCGCCUGGCAUCCUACCUGGAGAAUGUGCGAGCUCUGGAGGAGGCCAACGCAGACCUAGAGCAGAAGAUCAAGGGCUGGUACGAGCAAUUUGGGCCCGGCUCUUGCCGUGGUCUCGAUCACGACUACAGCAGAUAUUUCCCAAUAAUCGAUGAUCUUAAAGCUCAGAUCAUCGCUGCCACCACCAGCAAUGCUAAUGCUGUCCUGCAAAUCGAUAAUGCCAGGCUCACAGCCGAUGAUUUCAGACUCAAGUAUGAAAACGAGCUGGCUCUUCACCAGAGUGUAGAGGCCGAUGUCAAUGGAUUACGCAGAGUUUUGGAUGAAAUAACCCUGUGCAGAACGGACCUGGAGAUUCAGUACGAAACCCUGAGUGAGGAGAUGACUUACCUCAAAAAGAACCACAAGGAGGAGAUGCAAGUUCUGCAGUGCGCGGCCGGCGGCAACGUGAACGUGGAGAUGAACGCGGCCCCCGGCGUGGACCUCACCAUCCUGCUGAACAACAUGCGAGCCGAGUACGAGGCCCUCGCGGAGCAGAACCGCAGGGAUGCGGAGGCCUGGUUCAACGAAAAGAGCGCGUCUCUGCAGCAGCAGAUCUCGGAGGAUGUCGGAGCCACCACCUCCGCCCGGAACGAGCUGACCGAGAUGAAGCGCACCCUGCAGACCCUGGAAAUUGAACUGCAGUCCCUCUUAGCCACGAAACAGUCCCUGGAGUGCUCCUUGGCGGAGACCGAGAGCAACUACUGCGCGCAGCUCGCGCAGAUCCAGGCGCAGAUCGGGGCCCUGGAGGAGCAGCUGCACCAGGUCAGAACCGAGACCGAGGGCCAGAAACUCGAGUACGAGCAGCUCCUCGACAUCAAGGUCCACCUGGAAAAAGAGAUCGAGACCUACUGUCUCCUCAUAGGAGGAGAUGAUGGGGCUUGUAAGUCUGGAGGUUCCAAGUCUAAAGAUUAUGGAUCCGGAAACCUGGGCAAUCAAGUCAAAGAUGCAGCCAAAGCCAUAGUGGUUAAGAAAGUUCUGGAAGAGGUAGACCAACGCAGCAAAAUACUUACCACCAGGCUCCACUCCCUGGAAGAGAAAUCUCAAAGCAAUUAAUUUGAGGCACUACAGAGAACGUAUGCUAAAUACACUCAGAGGGAAAAAAGCAUCAUAUAUCUGUCUGGAAAAAUGAGUACAUCUAAAAAAAUGUCUGUCCCAUUGUCUUUCUGUUACUUUCUCUUUCUGAGCAGUCAAUAGCAGUAUCUCACCAUUCCUCUGGAAGAACAUCACAUACAAAUAUGAGGACUUAUUUAAUAACUCUACAGAAAUCUGUUGUCAAUUCUCUGUAUUCAAUAAACCUUCUUCCUUUAGCAACUUA